This is a messenger RNA of Halichondria panicea, 4185 nucleotides long. RefSeq names its product muscle, skeletal receptor tyrosine protein kinase-like. Gene Ontology annotation, biological process: cell surface receptor protein tyrosine kinase signaling pathway; protein phosphorylation; multicellular organism development. The coding region runs from base 96 to 4031 and encodes 1311 amino acids. The record is from RefSeq and is a predicted model, not a curated record. Gene Ontology annotation, cellular component: plasma membrane; signaling receptor complex. NCBI's taxonomy places the organism in Eukaryota, Metazoa, Porifera, Demospongiae, Suberitida, Halichondriidae. Gene Ontology annotation, molecular function: transmembrane receptor protein tyrosine kinase activity; ATP binding; protein binding. The transcript is spliced from 11 exons.
GCACAUUUUCCUAUAUAGACACCUCAGCUCAGGCUUUCUCUGUAUUGACUGACUCACUGGCUGACUGUGCUAGCCAACCAGAGAGACUGUACGGGAUGAUGAUGAUAAGAGCUGGUUUACUAGUCCUGCUGCUGGUGGGAGCCUCCCUCGCAAGUGAUUUCGCUGGCACUAAGAAUAUCCAAACUGAUGACGCUGAUAUCGGUCCCACCUCCUGCCACAUACCCUGCAGAGUCAAGUACAAUGGUACAAAGAAUUUCGUUUUUAAGGAAUAUAAGUUCGCAGUGAGCUGGACUUUCAGGCCGCGCUCUGGGAAAGAAUAUCAUUCAGUGACGGACACACACUAUUGGAUCAAUGAGUAUGGUCUAGCAUUAAGUGUGGCAGACCCACAGUGCCGCAGGAUAUUGGGCCAGCCUAACUCUACUGGUUCACUACAACUAGACUGCGGCCUAACCAUUGCAUCAUGCAGUGAUAGGAAAUAUGAGGCCUUCAGAGGAUUUUAUAUUUGCAAAGUGCAGCACAGAUUUACUGAAGCAAGAUUUGAUGUCUACUCAGAACUACAGCACCAGAUCAGAGGAGUAGUCACAGACAAUGAACCUAGCUGCUAUCAUCCUGAUGCUGUCAACAUGAGUGCUGCAGUGAGCACUAUCAACUCUACCCAGAUGGUCACUGUACAAUGGGACUCUACUAUUCGUCCUACCCACAUGGAAUAUUGUCAUGGCUCUCGCAGAUACUCUGUGUAUGUGCUCAUGUUUGAACCAGAAGAUCUUGAUGAUUAUAUGGACAAUGGUCCCGUGUUACCAGCCCCAGAAAUAUUCUACAUCAACACGAGCCAAGCACGGGACACACACUACACACACACUCCUCCAGUCAGUAGGGACAAAUACUACAUUUUCCAGAUACGGAACAGGUAUAAAGAUACCACAGGAAUGUACCUCUACAAUCAGUUCCCUUCUCCCAUCUUCUACUUUGGGGAACAAAGAUCGCCCUAUUUCCUGGAGAGUGAUGACAUCACACUGACAGUGAGUGUAGGGGACACUGUCACUAUCCAGUGUCCAGCUGGAGGUGCCCCGCCCCCUCAUGUCCUCCUCAUACGUAAUGGUCGUAAGUUGGGUACACUCACAGGAACUGGAUAUCAGAUAAUAGUCUCAUUGUCUGAUGUUGGGGACUAUUACUGCUCUGCCUCUAGUAUUCACGUGAACCCUCCAUACCUCAAGAGACGUCUGACUGUCAACAAGAAGGUCACCAUCAAGAGAGCAGUGUCAGUGAACAUUACCCACCAACAUCCUUGUCAACCUUACAACGGUGGGAUAUGUCGUAACUUUAUCCACGAAGACACAAACGUCCUGGUCAAUAGCGGAGCAGAGUUGUUGGAAAGCACCAUAAGUGAACAGAUUGGGUUGAUAGGUACCUACACGGCCAGUCACCAUGGUAACCUGGCCUCCACACGCUAUAUGACUGCCGGUAUCACUGAAAAGACUAUUGAUCAAUGUUAUGACUUUAUUCGAGGCAUUGCCUGCAGUAGUGUAUACCCUUAUUGUGAUGCCAGCUCUACCACCAGUCAUCCUGUACCACGACCUCUCUGCAAGCACACUUGUAACAUUCUCAGAGCUGAAGGAUUCUGUGGCUUCUUCCUGGAUCCAUCCUUCCUUGAGGAGUAUCGUUAUCAGCUCUUCCCACUGCGUUAUGCUCUGUUUGCCAGCUGUGAUAAUCGCACUACCCCUGGAGGAGAGAGCCCGGAGUGUAUCUAUGUGUCCUUAGACAGCCCUGCAGUAGAUAGCCCUGGUGAGGGUGUAGUGGAACAAGUGGAGUGUGUUAAAGGCAAUGGUAGAAGUUACGCUGGUCACCUCUCACGCACUGCCAGUGGGUUACCUUGUCAGUCCUGGUACUCACAGUCACCCAACGCCCACUCUAUUGUCCCUGCUCACUUCCAACUGGAGCUAUAUGGAGCUAGCUUCUCUUGUCGUAACCCAGGUGGCAUAGGAGAGCGACCGUGGUGCUACAUAGCUAGAGGCAGUGGUCGGUGGGAGUACUGCAAUCCUCCACAAUGUCAUACUUGUGAGAUGUAUGGUGGUCAGUUCUGCUCCUCGCUGUCCGGCUACAGAGAGAGAAGUGUGCACGUGAAUCGUGAGGGUUGGAGCAGUGUGUCACUGGGUGAUAUAGAGGGGAGCAUGGUGGGCCUGUAUCACAGUCUAGAGGGGGAUAAACUGAGCCCUGCCUGUCAGAAUGCUCUCACUCUCCUUAUAUGUCAUGGAUCACUGCCCUUCUGCAAGGAUGGAGUCUCUCCUAGUCCUCUGUCUUCUUGUGUAGACCAUUGCACACUGAGAGAUGAGAUGAGGCUAGUUUGUCCUGUCAAGGUUCUCUCUGAGCUGACAUCACGUUGGAGCUCUACUCAUCGUGUUAAUCAACUACUAGGCCCUGAUUGCAGUCUCUCAUCUAGUGAGCAGUGUAUGCCCUCUCCCACCAUCAUCACCACUCAAGCUGUCAGCAGUUGCUACAACAGCAGUGACUAUGGCCAGAGCUAUAGUGGCCCACACUCACGCACAGUGUCUAACCUGCCUUGUAUGGACUGGAGCGAGACUAACACUAGUUUCACUGCCACACUCUACCCAGAGCUAGUGGGAGCUGGUAGCACAUGCAGGAAUCCAGGACAGUGGGCCAAAGCUCCGUGGUGUUUCAACAACCAGGGCCUCGUUGAGCUAUGUCUCGUUGAAUCAUGCUCCAUUGUUGGUAUUGAGACCAAGGACCCCUCAUCAUCCAAUCCUGCUAGUGCUGUGGCUCCAGUAGUGUUAGGGAUUUGUGUAGUCAUUGCUAUCUGUGUUACUGUUAGUGGUGUCGUUGGGUUUGUGGUGUACAAGCACAAGAAACAAACCACUGCCAGUUCACCUCAGCUGCAUGUCAUUGGCAACGAUUCUGUCAAGAAUGUCAAGUUCAGAGACAAUAAUCAAUAUCCACGUAUUCAACUGCUCCCUCCUAAAGUGGCCACUGCAAUCGCUUCAUUCAAACAAGUCCCCAAAGCCAACAUAGAGUAUGUCAAGCAACUAGGACAAGGUUUCUUUGGCAUGGUGUUCAAGGGCAAGCUACGAGGCAUGGAAGGCAGCUCAGAGCCUGACACACACGUGGCUGUCAAGACACUCAAGGAAGAUACUAACGAUGGAAUAGAAGCUUUCGUGAAUGAAGCUAAGCUUAUGUUUGGAUUUGACCACGAGAACAUAGUCAAGAUCCUAGCUGUAAGCAUGACGCAGGCCCCCUACUAUCUGGUGUUUGAGUAUAUGGAUAAAGGUGACCUUGCUAAGUUCCUGAGGGAGAAUGCUAGUAGUCUACAACGUCGCUACAUGAACCCUCUGGACCGCCCACGCUCUCGUACUGAGUCUACACUGUCUGAUGAUCCUGCCUCACUCAAUCAAGAACAACUCACCGAUAUCUGCAAGCAAAUAGUUCAAGGAAUGGAAUACCUCUCAGUAAUGAACUAUGUGCAUCGUGAUCUGGCAUGUCGUAAUUGCCUGGUGUCAUCUCUCCCUGAUGAUGAUUGCAGUGCUACACCAUCCAGAGUUCUAGUCAAGAUAGGAGACUUUGGACUCAGCCACAACCUCUACAGCAAGGACUACUAUCGCGUGAGGGGGCAAGCUGUGCUACCUAUUCGCUGGAUGUCUCCUGAGGCUAUCAUAUAUGGCAAGUUCUCUACUGCCGGUGACGUGUGGUCCUUUGGAGUGGUCAUGUGGGAAGUGUUCACACUUGGAAUGCAGCCUUAUUAUGGCACCUCUAAUGAAGAGGUCAUGGAGAGGGUGCGUCACGGCAAGGUGUUACAGAAACCAUCAGAUUGCUCUGGUCGUAUCUACGCUAUCAUGAACGAGUGUUGGGCACAAGACGACCAAUCACGGCCAACCUUUAAAGAGCUAAGUCAAUGCCUCGAGGAAUGCCGAGUCAGCACUUCUAGCGAAUACGAUGCACAAAGUGUGUAUUCUGACAUAUCCAGCGAUGCUUUCCUUGAGGAGAACUCUGACCCCGAGACAGAAAUGACAAAAGACGACUAGAUGUACGCGUCUAGUCAACUGUCAGCUCAAAAAACUGAACAUUUUUCCCUACAUGUAUAGUAUUUUGCUCAUAAUAAUACAUUAAAUUAUUAUAAUUAGCGUCAUAAUUUUGCCAUUUCAUAUCACACAAGCUGAAUUGUUAUAUAUAAUUAUA